AUGUUCACCAAAUUUAUUCAUUUCCUGACGUUUAUGGUCUGUGUGCCAGCUGCUAUUGCUACAUAUGUCGAAGUUGCAGGAACUAUGUCCAGCUUCGUUACGGAAAUUGGAUUUUCAAAUCUCAACGGUGAUGUAUGCUUUCGGGCAGACACUGGAUACAACAAUUGCUUGAACUUCAGUGGGGAAGACGCAGAAGGACGAAGUUUUUGUUCUUCCGAUGGAAUCUGGUGUUUUACAUUGGACUCUUUUGACAGAAUCGCAGGAAGUACUACUUAUUCAAUCAUGUUUGCGAAUCGAGAAUCUACCUUACAAUCAUCUGUUGAUAACAAACCUAAUUGUGAUUUUGAAGUUAACAUUUGUAAAUGGACUAUUCCAAAUCACGGAUUUGACAUGUAA
This is a messenger RNA of Funneliformis mosseae, 396 nucleotides long. The record is from the annotation of a GenBank genome assembly. NCBI's taxonomy places the organism in Eukaryota, Fungi, Glomeromycota, Glomeromycetes, Glomerales, Glomeraceae.